Messenger RNA from Drosophila willistoni, 2276 nucleotides. RefSeq names its product b(0,+)-type amino acid transporter 1 (gene sbm). Gene Ontology annotation, cellular component: membrane. Gene Ontology annotation, molecular function: L-amino acid transmembrane transporter activity. The record is from RefSeq and is a predicted model, not a curated record. Lineage: Eukaryota; Metazoa; Arthropoda; Insecta; Diptera; Drosophilidae. Bases 524 to 2149 code for a protein of 541 amino acids. The transcript has 9 exons. Gene Ontology annotation, biological process: amino acid transmembrane transport.
CAUAUACGAUAUAUGUGUGUGUAUGUAUGUAUGAAGAAAAAGUACGACAAGUAUACGCCACAUUGUUGUAUGUCACGUAGACAGGCCCCGUAAAAGCGCUAUAUAGCGAGUGAAAGCAGCAGCAGCAGCACAGAGAGCAAGAGAGCCAAAGCUAGGGAGAGAGAGAGAGUGUGGAGCACGCGCAAAAGAGAUAACAGCAUCCUACAUUACGUUUUCUUGUCUUCGUUGUACAUUCGGUUUACGGCUUUUGCCUUCGUUUCGUGUUCGUUGGCAUUCGGGUUGCCUUCGGCUUGCCGCAUUUUUCGACUACAACUAUAUUGGCCUGGCCAAGCGGCACAAAACGGUAGUUGCCUGCGAUAAGUCGCCCACAUCGUUCACUUUCGUGAUUCUUUACCCGGAAUUUUUUUUAAUAAACGCGCGCGCGUUUUUUUCCCUUCCGUUAGUUGAAUUGAAUUUCGUAUUCUUCGCUGAGAGCUGAAAUUCACGGCGAAAUAAUUUUAGCUACUUGUUAUCCGUCCAUGCCAUGCGCGAUAAAAUAUCACAACUAUUUUGCUUGCAAAAGAACGCAUGCAAAACUAAUUCAACAGAUAAUCGAGGACAUAAUGUGCCAACAAAAGCAACGUGCAACAAUGGGACAAUGUGUGCCAAUGGGUCUGUUGGAACAGAAGGGCCCGAAGCGACAGAGACCGACACAUCAGGGACCGGGCGGUUGCGGAAGCCGCUGGAGAGGAAUGGCUCAACGCCGAACGACACUGUUCACCUCGAGAGAAGGCUGGGCCUCUUCAGUGGGGUGGCUUUAAUUGUCGGAACUAUGAUAGGGUCUGGAAUAUUUGUGUCACCCUCCGGUUUACUGGUUCGCACUGGUUCCGUUGGAGUUAGCUUUAUAAUCUGGCUUGCCUGUGGUCUGCUCUCGCUCUUGGGCGCUCUGGCAUAUGCUGAACUUGGCACGAUGAACACAUCAUCUGGUGCAGAAUGGGCCUAUUUUAUGGAUGCCUAUGGACCGGCGCCGGCAUUUCUAUUCUCAUGGGUAUCGACAUUGGUAUUGAAGCCAUCACAAAUGGCCAUAAUAUGUUUAUCAUUUGCCCAAUAUGCAGUGGAAGCCUUUAUGACGGAAUGUGAUCCACCCCGUGGCGUUGUCAAAAUGGUGGCUCUGGUGGCAAUCGUGAUGAUCCUUUUCGUCAAUUGCUAUAGCGUCAAUGCGGGCAUGGCCGUUCAAAAUGUAUUCACUGCAGCCAAAUUGGUUGCUGUGCUCAUUGUGAUUUGUGGCGGUGCCUGGAAACUCUUACAGGGCAAUACGGAUCAUCUAUCGAAUGCAUUUAGUGGGCCAUUACCAAAUGUUGGCUCAAUUGCUACAGCAUUUUAUACAGGAUUAUGGGCCUACGAUGGCUGGAAUAAUCUCAACUAUGUAACCGAAGAGAUCAAGAAUCCAAGCAAGAAUUUGCCACGUUCAAUUAUAAUUGGCAUACCGUUGGUAACCCUAUGCUAUGCCCUUAUAAAUAUCUCCUAUUUGGCAGCCAUGUCACCGCAAGAGAUGAUUGAAUCGGAUGCGGUGGCGGUAACCUUUGGCAAUCGGAUAUUGGGCGCCUUGGCCUGGCUAAUGCCAUUGAGUGUUACCAUUAGUACAUUUGGUAGUGCAAAUGGUACACUCUUUGCUGCCGGACGUCUUUGCUUUGCGGCCAGCCGUGAAGGACAUUUACUGGAUAUUCUAUCUUAUGUACAUGUGCGACGUCUAACACCAGCUCCAGGCCUGAUAUUCCAUUCGCUGAUUGCCUCGGCUAUGGUGCUGCAUGGCACAAUUGAUUCACUGAUUGAUUUCUUCAGUUUCACCGCUUGGAUAUUCUAUGGCGGAGCCAUGUUGGCCCUUAUCGUGAUGCGUUAUACCAAACCCAACUAUCCACGGCCAUAUAAAGUGCCAAUUAUCAUUCCUGUUGUGGUUUUGGUUAUAUCCAUAUAUCUGGUUGCCGCACCCAUAUUUGAAACACCACGCAUUGAGUAUCUAUAUGCGUUGAUCUUCAUCUUUGCUGGCCUCAUAUUCUAUGUGCCAUUUGUUAAAUUGGGAAUGACGCCGCGAUUUAUGAACAAAGUAACGCUAUUCUUUCAGCUGCUAUUGGAGGUGGUACCCACCUCAUCAAUGGCCAUGUUUGAGUAAUAGUCAUAUAGUCACUACUCUAUAAAACAAGAGAGAAAAAUAGAAUGCUCAAUUCGCCUGCAAAUUAUGUUUACGGGUGAUGAUGAUGAUGAUAAGGAUGAUGAUGAUGAUAAUGAUGAUGAUGAUG